Messenger RNA from Adelges cooleyi (spruce gall adelgid), 5783 nucleotides. RefSeq lists its product as uncharacterized. The record is from RefSeq and is a predicted model, not a curated record. The transcript is spliced from 11 exons. Bases 340 to 5496 code for a protein of 1718 amino acids. Gene Ontology annotation, cellular component: exocytic vesicle; plasma membrane. Gene Ontology annotation, molecular function: neurexin family protein binding. Gene Ontology annotation, biological process: exocytosis. Lineage: Eukaryota; Metazoa; Arthropoda; Insecta; Hemiptera; Adelgidae.
GACUCGUCGGUCUGGUUUCGUAGUUUUUGUUGUUCGGUCUUACGUUCCUCCUUUACCGUUGGUCUCUGCCGAUCUUGUAUUUUAAUAUAUCAGAUACCAUCGUAUUUGUUUAAUAUUAUAUUGCUUGCAAUCGGCUGUGCGCGUUUUUCCAAUUCGCUUCGUUUGAAUAACGUUUUUAAACGACAUGUAGAGUUGUCCAGAAUUCGUGCAAGUGAAUAUAUAGUGUGUGUGCGCGCGCGCGUUUCUGUUUGUACGGAACCGGAUGCUUCGGUUUUCGGAUUCCUUUGGAUCGACGAAGGUCUUCGGCUGAGAAGCUGCGCACUACCAAAAAGAGAUUCAAUGGCUAGUGGAGAACUAGAAGUUUUACGAUGCGAGUCGAGCCUGUGGUCAGGUCACUGUUGUGCCCGUUGUCGGGCCGAGCUGGGCCGUAUCGCCAACAGAGGAGCCAAUUGUCGUGCUUGCCGGGAACGGAUAUGCAUGUCUUGUAGGGAAUAUUCGACAGCCACUAACGCGCCAGAAUGGCUUUGCACUAGGUGUCAUAAGGAAAAAAUCGAGACUAUGGAGCCGACAAGCGAGUGGAUCGUAGACUUUUUAACGCCGGACAAUAUGAAAUAUCAGAAAAACGAGACGAAGCUCAACAGAUCGUUGACGUUCAAAGAUCCGUCACCGUGGUCGGCCGUCAGAGGGUCGCCCGAAUUGCGUGCCUACAGCAGCAUGCCCCGAGGCAGCACGCCGUGGUCGCAGAGGAACCCAUCCAGGUGCCGGCAGGUGCCCGCAACGACCGGCGUACCCGAGCCAAAGCACAAGCCCUGCGCCACCGUUCACCUGGUGGAUACUUGCGGGGGAGUUAUCGACUUAGAGCCCGGGUCCUUGACGGUGCCCGCAGCAGCGACGGAAACCGAAGAAACCGACUCUGUUGACGGACCUACGGCCAAAUCCGACCGCGGACCGGACGGUGUAAGUUCGUCCCAACGACUACAAAACACAACAGAGUCGGCCAAAAUACCCGAAGAUCUCAAACAAAUUCCACCCGGCGUAACGCCACCUCGAAGUCGACGAUUCCUUCGACGGGACCAAGAGGACAACUUGCUGAGCCUGUCCAGUUGUGGUGGCAGCGGCCGCGUCAAAGAAGACUACAGGCUAGUGUUUCUGAACGGCGUAGACUGGUCGUCGGACGACGGCGGAGGGCGGCAUACGUCUUCCAGCCUGUCGGCCGACGACGAUUGCGACUGGGACUAUUUCAUGGCCAGCGCGGACGACGACAACAAUCAGCAACAGCGACCGUCGACAGGUGGCGCGGGUACCGGUAGUAGUAACGAUAUUAGUGGCCGUAGUAGCGGCGGCGGAGGUAACGGAGGCGACCAGUUUACCGACAGCCGCGGCGAUGGCAGUAAACUGAGCGAAACCGACGCGCAUACAACGUUCGUGCCGGUCGUGUUACCGUUCCCCGUGUUCGUGCCCGUGCCGAUAUUAAUACCGCAGGAGCGCGCCCAAUCGACGCUCACCGCCGCGUUCGCAAACGUGUUGUCCGAGUACUUUAGGGACCGCGACAGUAGGUGCAUCGAGCACCACGGCCACAGUUCAAAUGUGAUAAACUGUCGCACAGAGGACGACGGCUGCGGAGAUCAAAUGCCGGAGCCGACGGUCGCUGACGAACGCGUGCCUCUCGCCAUGUACGCGACCCGCGCCGCCACCUUGGACGCCAAGCCGUCGUCGGCGGUGACACCGGUUAUUGUGGACGACAUGGACGACGACGGCCGCAAGUUUCCCGGCGGGUACUACUCCACGUCCGACGAUUCGGACGACUCGGACGCGCACGCCGCAAUGUCGUACGACGUAAACGACAGUCCGGACGACAGUCAGGACGACGAAGAUGACGAAUGUAACGUAAAACUGUCCAGCAUACUGGACACGGCCGGGACGGUCAAGUCCAACGGUACCACUUCGGACGAAUUCUCCGGCACCGAGUCCAUGGAAAGGAUACCGGUGGACGAAUCCAGCAUCGGCAACGGCAAGUACACCAGUCUCGUGAUGAUCACACAAAACGACAAACCGUCGGUGAACGUUGUGGCAAAUGACACAACUAAGGUGAUGGAGUGUGACGACGUCGAUUGUCAAGUCGAAGAAUACAAGCUCACGUUAGACACAUCAGAACCGGCAGACGACAGCGAGGUUAAAGUGGUGACCGGAAGUGAGACCCUGUCGGCGGUCAUCGCGUUGGAAGAAGGUUUGGCCGACGACGACUCCUGGGUAGAGGAUCUGGACCGAGACGACUUUAAGAACGAGUCUUCGGAAUGCGAAGAAAUGUCGUUUGAAGAGGAACCGGAGUACAAGAGGUCCGAGUUGGACUUUACGUUGCACACGAUCGUAGAGGAAAGCUGCGAAGAGAGCGAAGUGGAACCCGAGAGGAGCAAUCCCACGGAAUUAGAAAAGUAUUUCUUUUUCGGCCUUUGCGGUGAAAAAGAACACGACACGAGAUACACGGAUGGGUUUUCUGAAACGAGUUCCAUUAUUAGCGAGGGCCUUGAAUCGCUUGAAAGUAUCGAACCCCAACAAACCGGAACCGAAAUGAUAGGGUCCCGAUUGGAACGGUAUUUCUUGAGCGAGUUUAUGGGUUUCGACCGGCCGGAUUCGGACGGAAGCGUGGGCAGUGACAGUCCUGAACACAGUCCCGAGCAGAGAAGAAAGCGAUUGGUCAGAGCCAGAGGAACGGGACGGCAACAUUCGUCUCUCGAUAACCUCACCGAAUCCGAACAACCGGUCGACGUACAAUUGGAUUACGAGGAUUCGUCUUCGGAUUCGGAUUCACACGACGACACGGUUUUGUUCGAUAAAUCCGACGGCCAGUUCGACACCGUAAAGCGAGGAAAGAAAAAGAAACGUUCUGUCGUGACAGUACCGUCAUUAGAAGCUCUGGAAACCGAGGAAAAUGUUGAAAAACCCGGCGAACACGUCGUAGUCAUGUCUGACGAAAAGACGGAAAACGUGGACGUGGCAGAAGAACAAAUCGCUGCGUCGACUCCAGUGGAAACGCCGCAAAAGUUAAGCGGCGUCGACGGUCUAACGAGAACGGACAGUUUUAACAAUUGGAGUUCAGACGAGGAGACGAACCUCAUGAUGUCCAAGAUGAGAGCGUUCUUCAAGACCAUGUUGGCUAAUCAACCGAAACCGGAAGUGCCGGGCGAGAAAAACAAGCCACCGCAGUUGGUCAAAUUCGAAUCGGAACUGACCAGAUUAAUGAAGACCGUGCCGGGCAUUAGGGACGAACAGGUCAAGGAGAUCGUCGAGUACUUGAGCAGUGAAGACACGUGGAGUGACUCGUACGACUCUUCAGACUACACGAGUUCCGACUUGGAAACUGGGUCUAGACUGCAAGACGAAAACCGAGACACCGCGUUCGUUUAUCAAAAGCUGAUGGCGUCGCUUCGGCGGAUCGACGUGCCGAGUUCGGAUUCUUCGGCGUCGAGAAACUCACCGCCGCUCGUCACCAAAGUCAUGACGCACAUCGGCAGUCGACUCGUGGCGCUGAUGCACGCCGUGUCCGAAAGCCCGGGAACUCCUCGGGCGUCUAGGUACCACAGACGAUCUCAUCACCACCACAAGGCCUCCAUCAUUUCGACCACUACGGAAGAAGAAGACGAGGGCGAAGAGGAAUUCGAACCGCCACUCCCUCGAUCCAAGUCGCACGAUCCGUUGUUGGAAGAGGCCCGGCAAGAAGCCAGCGAUAACGAACGGUUCAGCUGGAGGGGCAGUUUCGAGUCGACGCUGAUGAUGUCCGACUCGCGAACCCGGUUGACGUCGAGCGGCGAGAGUUGCGUGACGUUGGCGGCCAAGAGGCGGUCGGCCGGCGACCUGUUAAUCAAGAGCGCCAACAGCAGUAGAGAACAGUUGGACCGAGUACGGUCGUGCGGUAGCAUAGGCGGCAGCGUCGAGGACCGCAUCUGGAGGAACGGCCGGCGAAGGGACAGCGUACCGGACAGCGGAGACUCGGCGGCCGACAGCGACGAUGCCACCGCCGCCGCGGCCGCCGGUGCGCCUUCUGGUCACCACAACAAGUCGACGACGUUACCUCGGAGCCUGCAACAGCAACCGUCGGUCACGUCGUCCAGUACUAACUCGUUACCUAGGCUACCCACUACGCCCUUGCCUUCGCCCAGCCCGUUAACCGGCAUCUAUAAGGCGCACAGCAUGCACCAGUUUAACGUCAAGUCCGCCAGAUAUAGGCCGCCCGGUUACAAAAACAUGGCGACACCCCCUCGCCGGGAGUACAACCGCAGAAGACAGACUGCCGCCCAACCAGCCGGCCAAUCCCCUCCGUCCACAGUUCCAUACAGUAAUAACUUUCCGCCAUCACCAUUGAUCGGUACUUUCGAAAACGACAGUACACAGAUCGUUGGUGGUAGCUGUGGUGUAAUUAGUCCAGAACCUUCGGCAAACAAUUCCGUGUGUUCCUUCAAAGCCGAAGAUGACGUCGAAAAACCACAACACAGGAGUAGCUCUUCUCUCGGAGUGGCGAGAAGCGACUCAAUGGCGUCUGUGUAUUCCGGAGCCGGAGAAGUUAGAUACGGAACGGUGGCCGUCAGAGGCGAAGUAGAAUUUGGUCUGCAAUAUAAUUAUAAGGCUGCUCAAUUCGAAAUUAAUAUCAAACACUGUCGCGAUCUAGCAGCUGCUGAUCCAAAACGAAACAGAUCUGAUCCUUAUGUGAAAGUGUAUUUAUUGCCCGACAAAUCAAAAGCUGGUAAAAGAAAGACCCGGGUUAAAAAACACACAAUGAACCCAAUUUUCGACGAGGUCCUCAAGUAUAAUUUAUCCUUGGAAGAACUAAACAGUCGGACACUAUGGUUGAGCGUUUGGCACUCGGACAUGUUUGGGCGCAAUAAUUUCCUCGGUGAAGUCCGAGUUCCCUUAGAAAACAAGAUCUUCGAUGAUCCCACCCCAAAGUUGUACCCACUUCAGGAACGAACUGAACCUUUGGAAGACAUGUGCGUCAGUAGCAAAGGCGAAAUAAUCGUUGGACUGAAGUGUGUACCACCUGAUCCGAAUUCGAAAAAACGUACAAAGGGCACAUUACUUCUGUUGGUUAAAGAUGCGAAAAAUCUACAGGCGGUGAAAUCAAACGGAACUUCUGAUCCAUUUUGUAAAAGUUAUUUAUUACCUGACAAAGGACGAAAUUCCAAGCAGAAAACCAACGUUGCUCGCAAAACGUGCAAUCCAAGCUGGAAUCAAACAAUCACGUACCGAGACAUAUCUCCUGAAGAAUUAGCUGAGAGGAGCCUCGAACUGACUGUUUGGGAUCACGACAGACUUGGUAGCAAUGAGUUCUUAGGAGGUGUCAGACUCUCGUUGGGUUCUGGGAUGUACGAUGGAAAAUCAGUCGAGAUGGAUUCCAACGAAAAAGAAGUGGCUUUGUGGCAACGUAUGCUGGAUAGGCCAAAUUUUUGGGUGGAAGGAUGUCUGAGUUUGCGACCGUCGUUGGAACAUGCGAGCAAAAAUUAAAAUUAAAAACGAAACAGAUUGGAUUUGUAUUCUUCAGAUGUGUUUUCUUCGUAAUUUUUUUUUUUUUUAUUGUGUGAUAUAUACAUUUAACUGUAUUUACUUUUUCAUUUUUUUUUUGUUUUUAUUAAUUCUAAGAAUAUCUGUGAUCUUUAAUUUUGAUCGUAAGAAGCAAACAAAAGACUAUUUAAGUAGUUUUGUGUAAUAUUGUUAUGGAACACCACAUUGUGUAGCUUCUUUGUAUACUUGGCGUAUAUGUACUUUCGUGUUAUUUAUUUAUUUUGAUAAAU